This is a messenger RNA of Closterium sp. NIES-65, 1032 nucleotides long. Lineage: Eukaryota; Viridiplantae; Streptophyta; Zygnematophyceae; Desmidiales; Closteriaceae. The record is from the annotation of a GenBank genome assembly.
AUGAGCCUGCAGCAGCAGCCGCCGCCAGCGCCUGCAGCAGCUGCCGCCCCUGGACCCGGUACGCUCUGUGCUGCCCUGCCUGUGCUGCCCGUGCAUGUGCUGCCCUGUGCUGCCCUGUGCUGCCUGUGCCUGUUGCUGCCUGUGCCUGUGCUGCCCGUGCCUGUGCUGCCCGUGCCUGUGCUGCCCGUGCCUGUGCUGCCUGUGCCUGUUGCUGCCCGUGCCUGUGCUGCCCUGUGCUGCCUGUGCCUGUUGCUGCCUGUGCCUGUGCUGCCCGUGCCUGUGCUACCCGUGCCUGUGCUGCCCGUGCCUGUGCUGCCUUUGCCUGUUGCUGCCCGUGCCUGUGCUGCCCUGUGCUGCCUGUGCCUGUUGCUGCCUGUGCCUGUGCUGCCCGUGCCUGUGCUGCCUGUGCCUGUUGCUGCCUGUGCCUGUGCUGCCCGUGCCUGUGCUGCCCGUGCCUGUGCUGCCCAUGCUUGUGCUGCCUGUGCCUGUUGCUGCCCGUGCCUGUGCUGCCCUUUGCUGCCUGUGCCUGUUGCUGCCUGUGCCUGUGCUGCCCGUGCCUGUGCUGCCAGUGCCUGUGCUGCCCGUGCCUGUGCUGCCUGUGCCUGUUGCUGCCCGUGCCUGUGCUGCCCUGUGCUGCCUGUGCCUGUGCUGCCCGUGCCUGUGCUGCCCGUGCCUAUGCUGCCCGUGCCUGUGCUGCCUGUGCCUGUUGCUGCCCGUGCCUGUGCUGCCCUGUGCUGCCUGUGCCUGUUGCUGCCCGUGCCUGUGCUGCCCGUGCCUGUGCUGCCCGUGCCUGUGCUGCCCGUGCCUGUGCUGCCUAUGCCUGUUGCUGCCCGUGCCUGUGCUGCCCUGUGCUGCCUGUGCCUGUUGCUGCCUGUGCCUGUGCUCCCCGUGCCUAUGCUGCCCGUGCCUGUGCUGCCCGUGCCUGUGCUGCCUGUGCCUGUUGCUGCCCGUGCCUGUGCUGCCCUGUGCUGCCCGUGCCUGUGCUGCCCUGUGCUGCAUGUGCCUGGUGCUGCUCGUGCCUCCUGUUGCUGA